Messenger RNA from Eremothecium cymbalariae DBVPG#7215, 420 nucleotides. RefSeq names its product monothiol glutaredoxin GRX5 (gene GRX5). The coding region runs from base 1 to 420 and encodes 139 amino acids. NCBI's taxonomy places the organism in Eukaryota, Fungi, Ascomycota, Saccharomycetes, Saccharomycetales, Saccharomycetaceae. The transcript has a single exon. The record is from RefSeq and is a predicted model, not a curated record.
AUGUUUUCUAGAUUUGCGGCUAGAUCUGUUCUACGUCCAACUUUAGGUUCAAGGUUAACUGUGAUCCGGUUGCUUAGUAAAGAAACUAAAAGUGCUAUUGAAGGCGCUAUUGGAUCGGCUCCUGUGGUUUUAUUUAUGAAAGGUACUCCAGAAUUCCCUCAAUGUGGAUUUUCGAGAGCUUCGAUUCAAAUUUUAGGUCAGCAGGGCGUUGAUCCAAGCAAGUUUGCCGCAUAUAACGUCUUGGAGCAUCCUGAGUUACGUGAAGGUAUUAAAGAAUACUCCGAAUGGCCAACUAUUCCGCAGUUAUAUAUAAAUAAAGAGUUUAUUGGUGGAUGCGAUAUACUCACGAAUAUGGCACAGUCUGGUGAACUAGCCGAACUACUAGAGAAAGAGAAGGUUCUCAUUCCAGAAGAAGAGUAA